CUACGGCCUGCACCGCGCCAUCCUCCACUGCCCUCCCGGGCCACAGCAGAGAGCUGGCCUGGAAGAGGAGUAACUGGGACAGAAUCUGGCACCCCAACUGGGACUAGAACCCGGGGUGCCGGCACCGCAGGUGAAGGGUUAGCCAAGUGAGCCGUGGCGCCGGCCAAAAUUGGACUUCUGACAACUAAAAUUCUCCAGAGGCAGGCGUUUGGCCUAAUGGUUGAGAUGGCACGUGAGAUGCCCACAUCCCAGCUGUGCUGCGUUUCCAGCUCCUGAUGACACUUGUGUACCCAGGAAGGCAGCAGGAGAUGACGAAAGUAGUUCAGUCCCUGUCACCCACAUCAGAGUUCUCCAGUUGAGUUCAAGGCUCCUAACUUUGGCCUGGUCCACUCCACAUUCUUACAGACUUUUAGGGAGUGAAUGAGCAGGUGGGAGCUCUCUGUCUCUAAAAAUACAUACAUACAGGCCGGCACUGCGGCUCAAUAGGCUAAUCCUCCGCCUGUGGUGCCGGCACGCUGGGUUCUAGUCCCGGUCGGGGUGCCGGAUUCUGUCCCGGUUGCUCCUCUUCCAGUCCAGCUCUCUGCUGUGGCCCGGGAAAACAGUGAAGGAUGGCCCAAGUGCUUGGGCCCUGCACCUGCAUGGGAGACCAGGAGGAGGCACCUGGUUCCUGGCUUCGGCUCAGCACAGUGCGCCGGCCGCAGCGGCCAUUUGGGGGGGUGAACCAAUGGCAAAGGAAGACCUUUCUCCCUGUCUCUCUCUCUCUCUCUCACUGUCCACUCUGCCUGUCAAAAAAUAUAUACAUACAUACAUACAUAAAUUUUAAAAGGCAUACUUGUUUGUGUAAAAAAAUGAUUCUUUAGCCAUUUCCAUCUCCACAGGAGAAACCCAGCUGUAUUUCUCCCUCACGUUUAUCCUGUUCCUGUGUGUCUUUGGGAUACAAUUGCUUUAGGCAGAAUCUUCCCUAAGCCAACAGUGCUAUCAAUAAGUAACAUUGCUUAUUCCAUAAUAAACAUAAACGAAGGUAUUUUCCAAGUGUGUUAAAACAGGGAAUAAACAUUUAUAACUUUAGAAUGUUGCCUGGGUUCUUGUAGGGCUUUCAUGUAAGGAAGAGCUGUGCACAGAAGAGAAAUAUUUACAGUUAAAGAACUUCCUAACAGUUUAACAAUGAGGGGAGGUGGCGCCAAGGUCUAGUUCUCUCUCUCCUCCUCUCUCUCCUUCUCCCUCUCCAUCCACUGGUUUACUCUCCAAAUGCCUUCACCAGGGCUGGGAUCCAGUAAGUCUGCAUGGGUGGCAGGAUCCCAGCUACUUUGAACAAGCCCUGUUGCCUCCCAGGCUCUGCAUUAGCAGAAAGCUGGAAUCGGGAGCCAGAGCUGGGACUCAGGCCCCUCUGAGACCAGAUGCAGGCGUCCUGACUGCUAGGCCAAGUACCUGUGCUGCUUCUACACAGUGACCCCAGAACCUUCCAGGAUGCCCACUGCUCUCUGCAGGCUGAGACCUGACCGAAAGACUAUUUGGAGAUGGCUUAAACUUCGCUUUUCUCUUCUAGCAAACAAGCAGUUCGCUGAGCACCCGCCGCGUUACAGAAGAGGAUGCGACCUUGCGAGUGAGCGGCGGAGGGCAGCAUGAGUCCCGAUGCGCCUCUGCUCAACGACUACAAGCAGGACUUCUUCCUGAAGCGCUUCCCGCAGACCGUCCUCGGAGGCGCGCGACUCAACUUAGGCUACUGCGCACCUCCGUACAUAUACGUCAAUCAGAUUAUCCUUUUUCUGAUGCCAUGGGUCUUGGGUGGGAUCGGGACACUGGUGUACCAGCUGGGCGUCCUGAAGGACUACUAUGCAGCAGCACUUUCAGGCGGGCUGAUGCUGCUCACCGCGUUCAUCAUCCAGCUCACGAGUUUGUACGCCAGGAACAAGGCCGUGACCGUGGAGAGAAUGCGAGCCACAGGGAUCAUCGCAGAGGAAGAUGAGUAUGAAUUCACAAGCUGUGCUGGUGCCGAGACUGUCAGAUUUCUGAUUCCAGGCAAAAAAUACAUAGCCAACACAGUGCUUCACUCUGUGCUUGCUGGGUUAGUGUGUGGUCUUGGAACGUGGUAUCUGCUCCCGGAUAGAAUAACCUCGCUGUAUGGCAGCACAGGAGGCACUGUUCUAUUAUUUGUCUUUGGAUGGCUGACAUUAUGUAUAGGAGAGUAUUCAUUAAUUGUAAACACGGCCACAGAGACUGCGACUUUCCAAACUCAGGAUACUUACGAAAUCACUCCGCUGACGAGACCUCUUUACAUUUUGUUCUUUGUUUCCGUGGAUCUUGCACACAGGUUUAUGGAAAAUAUUUCAGCUCUUGGACAAAUAAAUCAGAUCCUACACAUCUUGUUUGUGUUUUUACCCUUCCUGUGGGCACUUGGAACUCUGCCCCCACCUGAUGCAUUUCUCCUCUGGGCGAUGGAACAAGUGUUAGAAUUUGGCAUUGGAGGUUCAUCCAUGUCAUCCCGCCUGUGGUUGUUAGCAAUGUUCAUCAUCUCUGUUGGAACAGCCGUAAUAUCCUAUUUUAUUCCCAGCUCUCUCGGUGUGGUGCUUUUCAUGACUGGACUUGGAUUCUUACUGAGCCUUAACCUAAGUGGCAUCGGUUUGUUCUUCAUACACAGUGUGAACAGACGCAGAGUUGAAACCAAAUCUCAGGCUUUAGCCAGUAGUUCUGAGAGACAGUUUACAUGGAAAGAGUGCCUUUUCUACUUCGUUAUGUUGGCCCUGGCCCUCUCAGAAACCAGUCUGCUGCAUCACUUUGCUGGUUUCUCACAGAUUUCUAAAAGCAACUCCCAGACUAUGGUUGGCUAUAUCUUGAUGAUCUUACUUAUGAUACUGUGGAUACUUAGAGAAAUUCAAGGUGUCUAUAUCUUCGGAAUUUUCCGAAACCCUUUCUAUCCAAAGGAUGUGCAAGCCGCGACUGCGUUCUUAGAGAAGCACACGAGGCUCACAAGAAUUGGUGUUGUCAGACGGAUUUUGCUAACCCUAGUGUCACCUUUUGCUAUGAUGGCAUUUCUCUCACUGGACAGUUCAUUACAAGGGCUCCACUCCAUAUCUGUCUCCAUUGGAUUCACAAGAGCUUUUAGGAUGGUGUGGCAGAAUACCGAGAGUGCUUUGCUUGAGACAGCCAUUGUAUCCGGUGUGCACCUGCUGAGCCCCAAUGCAGAUUUAUGGUGGAACACAAGCCUCAAUACUGGAAUCAGACUCUUAUUGGUGGGUAUCAUGCGUGACCGCCUGACCCAGUUCAUCUCCAAAUUGCAGUUUGCUGUGACUGUGCUCGUGACAUCAUGGACGGAAAAAAAGCAGCGUCGGAAAACAACUACUGCUUUGUGUAUACUCAACGUUGUCUUCUCGCCAUUCGUGCUGGUUCUCAUAGUGUUUUCUACACUACUCUCUUCUCCCUUACUCCCCCUCUUCACACUUCCUGUGUUCCUGGUGGGGUUUCCCCGGCCUCUGCAGAGCUGGCCAGGAGCAGUAGGCAACACAGCCUGCGUGUGUGCGGAUACGGUUUACUACCACCAGCUGGCCCCCAGGUUGACUGCUGCGCUGCAGACAGCAAUGGCCGCGGGACGUUUAGGUAUCCUCAUACCUGGAUCUCAUUACUUGGGCCGUUUUCAGGAUCGCUUAAUAUGGAUAAUGAUUCUAGAAUGUGGCUAUACUUACUGCUGCAUUAACAUUAAGGGGUUAGAAUUGCAAGAAACAUCCUGCCAUACUGCCGAAGCUCAGAGGGUUGACGAAGUAUUCGAAGAUGCUUUUGAGAAAGGCUGCAGAAAAGUAUGCUCCCUUAAUGCACACUUUGCAAACGUCCUGACGCCGUGCACAGUUUUGCCUGUAAAACUGUAUUCUGAUGCCAGGAACAUCCUGUCUGGCAUAAUCGAUUCCCAUGAAAACUUGAAAGACUUCCAAGGUGACCUUGUUAAAGUGCUUGUGUGGAUACUUGUUCGGUACUGCUCCAAAAGACCCAGCAUGCAGGGCAGUGUUCGCAAACCUGAACAGGGGACAGGACCUCUGAGACUCCUGCCGGCCUGGAACGCUUCCCCACGUCCCAGAUGCCCAGAAGACACAGAGAGUUCACACUCAGAAACUUCUGACUGGUCUAAUGAUGAUAUUUUUGAUGAUGAGCCAAGUGUUGCAAAAGGAAAAAUGGAAAAGGAUCAGUUGAACGAUUGGCCAGGUGGAAAUUUGCCCAUUCCAGGAUCCGUAGAAUCACAGAGGGUUAGUGAUCAUUCCACUGGCACAGUUCCUGAAGACAGUCUUUUCAGAGCAGUUACCUUUGCCUAUCCUGCCACUGACAAAGGAAAACAAGAAGAGGUGGCGUGUACCCCCCUGGCGGAGUUCAGUUGCGCACAUUCUCACCUGCUGAGCUUGCCUGAGGAGUGGCGGUCUCACUAUGUGCCCAAUUCCAGAAUGAAGGAGAUGCGCUCCUUGUUUCCGGAAGACUGGUACCAGUUUGUUGUAAGGCAGUUAGGAUGUUUCCGUUCAGAAGAGAAGGCCUCAGAUAUACUGGAAGAAAUCGCAAAGGACAGAGUUUUAAAAGACCUUUAUGUUCAGACAGUAAUGACUUGUUACUGUAGUUUAUUUGAAAUUGACACUGUGGCUCCCAGUCCUGGACACUUACUGAGAGUUUACAGUGGUGUUCUGCCCUGGUCUGUUGCCUUGAAUUGGCUCACAGAAAAACCGGAACUGUACCAGUUAGUACUGAAAGCAUUCAGAUACACUUUGAAACUAAUGAUCGAUAAAGCAAGUUUAGGUCCAAUACAAGACUUUAAAGAGUUGAUUAACUACCUUGAAGAAUAUGAAAGUGAUUGGUACAUUGGUUUGGUGUCUGAAGAAAAGUGGAAAGAAGCAAUUCUACAAGAAAAGCCAUACUUGUUUUCUAUGGGAUAUGACCCUCAUAUGGGAGUGUACACCGGGAGAGUUCUCACCCUGCAGGAACUCCUGAUCCAGGUUGGGAAGUUGAAUGCCGAAGCCGUUAGAGGCCAGUGGGCCAAUCUUUCCUGGGAGCUGCUUUACGCCACCAACGACGACGAGGAACGGUACAGCAUACAAGCUCACCCACUGCUUUUAAGAAACCUCACGGUGCAAGCAGCUGAUCCCCCCCUGGGAUAUCCGAUUUAUUCGUCAAAACCUCUGCAUUUACAGCUGUAUUAGAGCUCGCUUGGCUUGUGACGUCCCCACAUGAGGGGUUUUUAUUUUUCCCACCCUAGAAAGUAACAGUGUGAUUCUUGCACUUGCACUGUACUGUUCCCUGCCCCAAGUCAGAUGCCUGAGAAAAGCUAAGCUCCAUGAAGUGAAUUCUCUCUGUAAUCUUAAUCGUUUAAAAAAAAAAAUCUGACAUAAAAGUUAGAAAUAGUUGGCCAAUAUUUGUGCCCUAUGGAUUGUGGUAAGCUUUGGGAAAAUACAAUGAAACAUUUAUGUAAGAUUAGAUCAUCAUUAAGGCUUUACUAAAUGAAAGGUGAUUUGCCUUACAAAAGUCAACAGCUGCCGGCGCCGCGGCUCACUAGGCUAAUCCUCCGCCUUGCGGCGCCGGCACACCGGGUUCUAGUCCCGGUUGGGGUGCCGGAUUCUGUCCCGGUUGCUCCUCUUCCAGGCCAGCUCUCUGCUGUGGCCCGGGAGUGCAGAGGAGGAUGGCCCAAGUGCUUGGGCCCUGCACCCCAUGGGAGACCAGAAGUACCUGGCUCCUGCCAUCAGAUCAGCGCAGUGUGCCGGCUGCGGCGGCCAUUGGAGGGUGAACCAACGGCAAAGGAAGACCUUUCUCUCUGUUUCUCUCUCUGUCCACUCUGCCUGUCAAAAAAAAAGUCAACAGCUAUGUCAUUUUUACAUACUUAAAAGAUAUACAUAUCAGUGUUUUAAAAUAAUAAUGGAUGUUAUUGAAUGUAAAAUAGAUUCAUAUAUUUAUUUGAAUAUUGUAUUUUCAAAUGUGCUGUUUUUAACAUGGUCUCAAUGUUUUCAUAUAAUGUGUUCAUUUUCUUUUCAUAUACUUCAGUGCAAAAUCUUUACCAAUAUUUAAUAAAAUAUUUUCCAGUAAAAUCCUUUCCUUCCCUUCUGAAUCGCCUCUGUGUAUGCAUGUGAAAGGAAGGGUUCACCAGAUUCGUCAGGUGAAUACUCACAGGAAGCGCAAUGUUAGGGUCAUCUGAGAGUGACUACCAGAAGCCAUUCUGAAGAUCGUAUUCUGAAGAGCACUUCUGAAAGAGGACCUGCCAAACAGGGCUACCUGUCACUAGUAUGUAAAGGUUUAAGAACUGAAGGCAGAAGGGAAGAGACUUUCCAUAAUGUGAUUACAGUUGGAUCUUCAUUCUCUUGCUGCUUAGGCACAUUUAACAAGUGCUUGUAAAGGGGAAGCAGCAUGAAUGGGUAUCAGUUGAGGCAUGAAUUUCUUCUAUACCUUACUUAAUUUCGAACUGAACCUAUAGGAACCUGCUAGAUUGUUAAUAUAAUAGUAGAAAGGAGUGAGAUUAUUUUAAAUGUGCCAGUUGGGCUUUAAGUUAUUAUUAGCCCAUUUAUUUAGUAUAUGGACUGGUUCACUCUAGCAAUGUCUUUUGGACAAAUUUUCAUUUUCAGACUCAUGAACUUUGUGAAUUAGCCUUUUUUUUUUAGGUAGCAUAGUACAGUUUUUUUAGGUAGUAUAGUACAGAUGAGAUUUCAUAUUCUAUAUGAGUUCAUAUCUCAGGCUUAUGAUUUGCAUAGUCCAGAUUUACUAUUAUAUCUUUUUGUCAUGUAGGAAAACUUCUUGAUUGAUUUACAACAGGUAAUUGGUUUAGUGACUAUCACAUUUUAGUGAUGGUUAUCUUAUUGGACUUUUCCCCAAAUGACAGGAGUUUAAAGUUGUUUGAAGAUUUUCAUCAUUCUAGUAAUCCCAAGCCAUGUUGUCGCUUAACCUUGCACUCCUCACACACUGGAUUCAAGGUCCACUUUCCUCUUUCAGUCACCUUGCAGGCUGCAUUCCAUCUCUACUGUUCCCUCAAAUAAAAAGUGUUUGUAUUGAACCACUUCCAAUCUUCAUUUGUCAAACCAGCUGGCCACUUACUGCCUCCGCUUACUUUUCUUCUGAAUAGCAUUUGUAUAUUCAGCCUCGCGCCAGCCAUCUUUCGUGUUUGGUUUGGGGCUUUUCUGAUAACACACUGUGCUCUUCUGGUUUUCCUAGCUCCUCUCAAUCAGCUUUGCUGCUUUUCCUCUCUCACCUGACCUCUGAUUUUGGAAUUUCUCAACAAUGGGAGCCAGGUCCUCAUUUUAUUUUCACCAUCUCAUCUGCUCCCAAAUAUGUGGGGAAAGUCUUACAGAAAAUGGAAUUAAAAGAAUUAUUUUAUUGUCAUAAAAAAGUCUUGAGAUCCAUGAAUAGUUUUUUUUUAUAAUACACAGCUAGCACGAUUUUUUUUUAAAAGAUUUACCAACUUAUUUGAGAGGCAGAGCUACAGAGAGAGGGAGAAACACAGAAAGGUCUCCCCAUCUGCUGGUUCACUCCCCAAAUGGCCGCAAUGAUGGGAGCAGGACUGAUCCACAGCCGGGAGCCAGGAGCUUCUUCCAGGUCUCCCACGUCGGUGCAUGGGCCUAGGCACCUGGGCCAUCUUCCACUGCUUUCUCAGGAUAUCAGCAGAGAGCUGGAUGGGAAGAGGAGCAGCUGAGACUUGAACCAGUGCCUGUAUGGGAUGCAGAAGCCUAACCCACUAAGCCACAGCACCAGCUCCUCCAUGAAUUUUUUGAAAAGGCGCCUUAUAUCAUCAGUAACUGGGUAUGUUCAGAUACACUCAUAUGUGUUUCACAGAACACUGUUCCUUCAUUGAACCUUAUCUGAUAUCCAUCUGAUUAUUAAAAACUGGCCUUACUGAGUUAUCUAUAAAACUAACUUUUCUACUUCCAGCUUUUCAUAGUAUAUAGGUAACUCACACCAACCAUCUGUGAAGAACUAGAAAAACUAGGCAGAGUGAUAUUUUAAAAUCCGCUUAAUGGCAUCUGAAAACCAAGAAGCAGCAAAGAAUUCUAUCGCUAAGCUCCAUGGCAGGAUGAAACUUCGAGAACUGAGCUCAACGUUUAUGUUGCCUGCCUUCAGGGAACACAGGCCAACUCAGUAAAAGAUGACAGAGUCUAAAAAUGUAAGCAACACUCUCGACAGCCUUAGUGCUGAGUAAGAGGGAUUAAAACGACAAGCGAGGGCUUUCCAAGGUAGGGGAGAGGGUACCCACGCAAUUGGCCACACACGGGGUUGGGACCCCAAGAACUAUAGCCUAAUGUUAACGGUGAAUAAAGACAUAUGCAGUUUGAAUGUUAGUCUCCAUAACUGGAUUUCUAUUGCAGCUAGCCAGCAGACAGCAAAUGUAAAUCCACUAUGGACUGACAUUUAUGUUUUUUUUACAAUUCUUGAUUUUGAAAUCAGGUACUCCAACAGGAGAGGCAGGCAUCGCCAGGAGCAUGUUAACUGCUACACCAAACACCCAUCCCUAAAAUUUUUUAGAUUUAAUAUUGGACAGAUUAAGGCAUCUGAGAGGCAGGUGUGGCAGAGUGGGCUAAGUCAGAUUCUUAUUUCUGGCUGAACAUCUAGUUCACAAAUUCUUACUUUACCUCUGUGUAGUAUUUAUCAAACCCAGUUACUGAAUUUUUAGUUGACUAAUGUAUUUUUCAGCUGGGAACUUGUCAGUUGAUUCUUCUGUAUACUUUCUAAUUCUCAGCUGAAACUCUGUGUUGUGUUUUGUAUCUUUCAAUACAGUAAAGGUAAUUUUAUAACCUG
Molecule: messenger RNA, 8739 nt
Organism: Oryctolagus cuniculus (rabbit)
Lineage: Eukaryota; Metazoa; Chordata; Mammalia; Lagomorpha; Leporidae
Source: RefSeq, a predicted model, not a curated record